AAUAUUCUUACCGCUGGGAUUUAUAUCGAAUGGAAUGUAUCUCGUGCUGAUCCGGCUGGGCGCCUGGUCUCCUACCGAGCUGUGUCAAAAAGCGAUGCGCACACUGAACAACAUGAACUUUGAACGCCUUCUCUUUGAUCCCCGUUGUCAAGUUGGAGGAUUCGUAUUCUUCAUAGACAUGUCCCACACAAGUAUGGAGCAAGCUAAACAGUGGACGGAUAUGAAGAACGCAAAAAGUGCAUUCAAGUUGAUGCAAAGGGUAGUGGAAGAAGUCGAAUCGUACAAGUAA
Messenger RNA from Dicrocoelium dendriticum, 289 nucleotides. The record is from the annotation of a GenBank genome assembly. Lineage: Eukaryota; Metazoa; Platyhelminthes; Trematoda; Plagiorchiida; Dicrocoeliidae.